AUGAAGGGACGCCCCAUCGACGAGCUCGUCUACGAGUGCAUGUUCCCCAGGCCCAAAUCGACUGAUCCGGUCAACUUUCAGGGGCUCCUCCAGCGUCAACUCGUGCCAGAGGUCCGUCUUGAAACGCAGGCAUUCUACGGACAUCUCUCUUCUCAAGAAGCCAAAUACCCGGGCCUGGAUUACUCCUACCAACCGCAUCGCAACCGACUGUCUCGGUACCCCUGGCACAGACGCCUGUUCCGCGCCUUCGAUAACCUGCGCCUGACGGAGAGCGAAAUUGCGAGCCUGACGAAAUGGGAGGGCACGCGGUGGGCGAAGGAGCGGUUCGAGAGGGAGCAAGGCAUCAUAAUCAGGGACACAACGGCGGAUGAGAUUGAAGAUUGGGUCGAGCCCGAGUUACGCACUCCGAGCGCACCUCAAGCACAGAGGGCAGGCGUGGACGAUAUGGAGGAUAUACAACAAGAGGACGGGCGAGAGAUGGAAGAGAACGAGAUUGAUGAGGAUAUGGACGAGGAUAGCGAUAUGGAGCUCCAAAGUGUGGGGAUUGAGCUGAACGAGCGGUUACGAGCAGCGGUUGCGCAGAGAGAGGCAGGCAAUACAGCUACGGUCAUGGAUGAGGAGUGGGAGCAGUGGCUCAAAGACGCUGUGGAAGCAGGCGGCAUCCCGUUCCUCUCUUCCGAUUUAUCGCCCAAUGCAAAUAUCCCCGGGACCAGACCCGAGAGCGAAAGUGCAGCAUCGAAUACCAGACUCAUGAACGCCGCAAGAAUAGGACAGUGGAACCGGAUCCCAGAUUUCCUCCAGAGCAUGGUGAGGCAAAAUCUGGAAGCCAGCAGUAACGGCUCAUCCUCGAAUGCGGCUCCCACGUCCCUAUCCGCCAACAACACAUCUUCACCCUCCCUGUCAAGACCAAGGGGAAAAAGAAAAGCCGCCAUAUGA
Amorphotheca resinae ATCC 22711 is the source of this 936-nucleotide messenger RNA. RefSeq lists its product as hypothetical. NCBI's taxonomy places the organism in Eukaryota, Fungi, Ascomycota, Leotiomycetes, Helotiales, Amorphothecaceae. The transcript is spliced from 2 exons. The record is from RefSeq and is a predicted model, not a curated record. The coding region runs from base 1 to 936 and encodes 311 amino acids.